GGGGCUUUGCAGAACAUUUAGGAAUGACGGAUAAAAUCUCAUUGUUGUAUUUGCUGAUCACGUGAUUCGUGAUGACACCAAUCACAAGGAAACCCGGAAGUAUCACCUUGCUGCAGCCGGCGUUUCAUUAGCAGACAUGUUGCUGUGGGUUCUGUCCAGCUUGCUUGUGCUGUUUAGCACCGUUGACUUAUGGUAUUUUGUGCGAGGAGCCUGGGCGGUCCUGAAGUACCUGUUCCAGGACCCGGUCCAAGAUGUGCUCGCCGAGCAGGUCGUCCAUGGCCGGGUUCUCCCCCACGACAUUGAUUACAUGGGCCACAUGAACAACGCUCGCUAUCUGAGGGAGUGCGACUUCGCCAGACUGUCUUAUUACACACGCAACGGAAUGUUCAAGGCUUCCCACACAAUCGGAGCGAGGAUGGUGGUCGGAGCCUCGACCAUUCGCUAUCGGCGGUCACUCGGACUCGGAGAGGCGUUCGAGCUGAGGAGCCGCCUCAUGGCCUGGGACGAGAAGUCAUUCUACAUGGAACAGCGCUUCGUGUCCAAAUCUGACGGCUUUAUCUCCGCUGUCAUACUCUGCAGGCAGAAUGUUAUUCAUAGCUCGCCUGAUCAGAUUUUGCAGCAUGUCUGCAAGAGAAAGGUGGAAUGCCCUGAUAUCCCACAAGACCUUCAGCACUGGAUCAAUUUCAUCUCAACUAACAGUCAGGCGUUGAGAGCGGAAUGCGGCUUAGACGAGAAGACCAAGUGAUUAUCACAGACAGUGUUUUAUUUAUCUAAGCACCUUUUCUUUUUAUGUUUAUGUUAUGCCAGUAUGCUAAAGGGGAAAGAAGUCAAAUCUUGAAAAGGAAAUCACAGAGCCAUACACAGAGACAAGGGAUGCAUUGCUACUGAGUAUUAAAUCGAUAUUGUGAUCAUUUAGCCAUCCUCGUAAAAACAAACAAAAAAAAAAAAAACACCAUCCAAUACCUGACAUAGGCCUAGUGUGUGUUGUCAUAGUAACGAAUCUACAACUUGAAAUAAAAGACGUCAACGGAAAGUUACCUACUUCACCAUCUUUGGAUAAUACAGGUAACCUGAUACAAGGUGCGUACCAAAUCGCCGACUUAUGCGCAAUUCUAUGGCAUUUUGUAGUAUAAAUAGUGAGAAGUGAAAAUUCCAACAGGCAGAAGUACCCGGAUCAUAUAGGAAAAUAUACAUGUAGAGAAGAGUAACAAUUUUACCGACUGUUUAAAAACAAAAAACAAUUAAACUAAAUAAAUCAGAGAAACAAAUAUUAACAGUUGAUGAUGAUGAUGAUGUUUCCCCUAACUGGAAAAGCCCAAAGUAGUAGAAGACGUUAUCAGAGGAGCAAAUUAAAAUGAACAGAACCGAAGAAAACAUUGCAAGUAUUCAACACAUUCCUUUCGUUUUUUACAUCUUAUUUCCGAUUCCUUUUUUUUUUUUGUCAAGUUCGUUUGUCCAUUUGUGUUUGUGUAUAUAGAACAUUGACUCUGGAUAUUCUGCUAAAGCUCAUGGCAUCGCAUUAUGUGCGUUUGGCGUAAUUUUCCAUCGACUGGGGAAAAAGCUUGUACGUGGCAUCGCUUGUAUGUGGAAAAGUAGCACGUGGCAUCUAGUUUAAACAGAGCUAAAAAAAAAACAAACAAAAAAAACCCAAUAAUUCUCUGA
Tachysurus fulvidraco (yellow catfish) is the source of this 1662-nucleotide messenger RNA. RefSeq names its product protein THEM6. The coding region runs from base 137 to 745 and encodes 202 amino acids. The record is from RefSeq and is a predicted model, not a curated record. The transcript has 3 exons. Lineage: Eukaryota; Metazoa; Chordata; Actinopteri; Siluriformes; Bagridae.